GGUGAUGUUCUAUGUGGGGAGCGGGUGAAACAAGGCACCAUUUUGUUUGGUUUUGGACAUUGUUGGGUGAUUGAUGAUGCUAUCAAAGGAUAGCAUAAUAAAGAGUAUUAAAAUAUUCUUUCAGUGCAUGACAUAAUAUAUAAAAGAAAAAUAAUAUUUGUAUUGUUUUGUGUAUAGUUUUCUUUUUUAAUUUCGUCAACGAUAUUUAAAAAGAUUUCUAUAUAUUUCCAGAGUCACGAGAAUAAGAAGAGUGAAUCUAUUUUUGCAUAUGGGAGAUACAGAGAGUCGCGGUAGCAGGGUGUGCAAUUCUUGGUGGAAUCAGAGUGGACGAAAGCAGAAGCAGAAGGAUGAAGUUUACGGCGAGGUUCUUAGUAGACUUAAAGGAUUGAAUGUCAAAGAGGCUUCAGUUCCUGGUUUUGAUGAUGAGCUUUGGGCUCACUUCUACUACCUUCCAACUAGAUAUGCGUUGGAUAUGAACGUGGAGAGGGCACAAGAUGUGCUUAUGCACAAAAGGUUGCUUCACAUGGCACGAUUCCCUACUAUUGCAACUGGACCUGCAAUUGAAGUUCGUCUUGUUCAGGUUCGUGCUUCUUCUGCUGUACGCAGUCCUCAAUAUUUUGAUACUUCAGCCACAAUGAUGAGCUUCCAUCCACCCCCAGCCUUUGCUUCAUCAGCUAAUCUUGAACUUGAUCUAUGCAAAAGUCAGUUACAAGCUGAAGAUAAGAGUAACAAUUUCAAUUUUUACGCACACUAUGCCCGUAAUUCAUGCAGGCCAGUGCAUGAAAUCACAAUUUCAACAAAUGACAAGCCAAAACUCCUCAGUCAGUUAACUUCUUUAAUCUCUGAGACUGGGCUUGACAUUCAAGAAGCACAUGCUUUUUCGACGUUGGAUGGAUACUCUCUGGAUGUUUUUGUUGUUGGUGGUUGGGCAGUUGAGGAGACAGAGAAAUUAAAACAUGUACUAGCAAAGAAAAUGCAAAAACUCGAGAAGCAACCUCAGUUGAAAGAAAAUGGCACUAUUAAUACAGCAGAGCAAGGGAAUACUGGGUUCAAAUUUAUAUCUAGUCAUGUAAAUUUUGCUAAUAAUGGAAAUGAUGUCUGGGAUGAAAGAUGUUUGAGAUGUGAAAAGAAAAUUGCAUCUGGAUCUUUCAGUGAUCUGUAUAAGGGUAUUUUCUGUAACCAAGAUGUGGCUAUCAAAGUUCUCAAGGACGAUAAUUUGAAUGAAAAUAUACAGAGGGAGUUUUAUCAAGAAGUCUAUAUCCUAAGUAAAAUUCAACAUAAAAAUGUCGUGAGAUUUUUUGGUGCCUGUACAAAACCCCCUAACCAUUACCUUGUCACAGAAUAUAUGUCUGGUGGAAGUAUGUAUGACUUUCUUCAUAUAAAGAAGGCUGCGCUUUCUCUCCCAUGGUUGCUUAAGGUUGCCAUUGAGGUUUCAGAAGGAAUGAAAUAUUUGCACCAGAAUGAUAUCAUACAUCGAGACCUCAAAACAGCUAAUCUCUUGAUGGAUAAUAAAGGGGUAGUUAAGGUUGCUGAUUUUGGGGUGGCUAGAGUGAACAAUCAAUCCGGGGUGAUGACUGCAGAAACUGGAACUUAUCGGUGGAUGGCUCCGGAGGUGAUUGAGCAUAAACCAUAUGAUCACAAAGCUGAUGUUUAUAGUUUCGGCAUUGUCCUUUGGGAGCUUCUCACAGGAAAGCUUCCUUAUGAGCAUUUGUCCCCAUUGCAUGCGGCAGUUGGAGUGGCCCAAAAGGGUUUGAGGCCGGAAAUUCCAAGGCACACGCAUCCAAUGUUGGUGGAAUUAAUUCACCGGUGCUGGCACCAAGAUCCAUCUUCAAGACCGAAUUUCACAGAAAUUCUGGAAUUUCUGUUGCACAUAACCAUGAAGGUUGCUGGGAAAGGUGAGGUAAAGGGAAUGUAUGAAACGUUUUCAGGCUGAGAAGACAUAUGUAAACAAUGAUAUUUAAUUUCUCAAUCUAGGUCGUUCGUUCAUCAUGCUUUGGAACCCUUUGACCUCUAACUGCAGAUGUGAAUAAUAAACACAUGCAAUAAUGCAAAGUGAUGUUUGAUACCAACAUUCUUAGAAAGUGUAUCUAGCUAAUCUCAUGAGUAUUUUUACUCGAUCCAUUUUAUC
This is a messenger RNA of Arachis ipaensis, 2128 nucleotides long. Its product is annotated as serine/threonine-protein kinase STY46. NCBI's taxonomy places the organism in Eukaryota, Viridiplantae, Streptophyta, Magnoliopsida, Fabales, Fabaceae. Gene Ontology annotation, molecular function: ATP binding; protein serine/threonine kinase activity. The record is from RefSeq and is a predicted model, not a curated record. Gene Ontology annotation, biological process: protein phosphorylation.